This is a messenger RNA of Capronia epimyces CBS 606.96, 3372 nucleotides long. RefSeq lists its product as uncharacterized. Gene Ontology annotation, molecular function: ADP binding; protein binding. The transcript is spliced from 7 exons. The record is from RefSeq and is a predicted model, not a curated record. Bases 1 to 3372 code for a protein of 1123 amino acids. Lineage: Eukaryota; Fungi; Ascomycota; Eurotiomycetes; Chaetothyriales; Herpotrichiellaceae.
AUGUGGCCUCGAGACCUACUCGCAAGCGCAAUUGCAAAUUCUAGACUGGUAUCCUUUGGCUGGGAUGCUCGGACACACAGCAGAGAUGUGCUCGCCACCACAUCUCUGUCGCAGCAAGGAAAUAACUUGCUUCAGGAGCUCAGCAUCUAUCGCCGUAGCACACAAACAAUACGUCGACCUAUUAUCUUCGUACCUCACAGCCUAGGAGGCCUCAUAUUGAAGAGCGGACUGGUUAACGCCAACUUGGCCGCCGCUGACCAUAACCCUCAUCUUCGCGACAUCCUGACGUGUACUUACGGAAUCAUUUUCAUGGGUACUCCCCAUCAAGGCUCUGCUGCCGUUAGGCGUGGGGGCUUUCUGUUGUCCCUCAGCUCCAUAUAUUUCAACACGAACCAGAGGUUUCUGAAACACUUGGAAGCGAAGUCGGAGUGGCUAGAGAACAAUAUGGUGCAGUUCACCAAUAUCAGCAAUAAAUUCCAAACCAUCUUCUGUUACGAAGCUUUUCCGGUGGAAAAGGCUGGUUCGAAGAUCCACGUUGUGACAUAUGACUCGGCCGUGGUGUCUGGACAGCGAGGGGUGGAAACACGACAGAUCAUGAAGAAUCACAUCACCAUGACAAAGUUUGACGACGAGCACGACAAUGACUAUCAAGCUGUUCUCCAGAUGCUCAAAGAGAUGGUUCAAGCAGCAGCUACAUGGACUGGCAGAGAAGAGGACCUCUGUUACAAUGAGAGACACCGGGCUGCUGCUGGUGCAGGUAUUCUCCCUGCCGCUGACCUUGGAUCUGAGAAGUUCCAUGUUUCGUUCGAUUCUGUUCCCGCGAACAACAAAUGCUUUACUGGUCGCAGAAACGAUCUUGAAAGAUUACGUGCUUUAUUUCUGCCAAGGACUAAUACCGGUCAGCAGGUAAUCGUCGAGGAUGAUGGGCAUUCCGAAACCGAAACCAAGACUGUCGUUUUACAAGGUAUGGGCGGCGUUGGUAAGACUCAGAUUGCCCGAGAAUUUGCGCACUCUUACCGGGCUCGUUUCACGUCGAUAUUCUGGCUCGACGCUCACAAUCGAGAGACAUUAUUGUCAAGUUUCGUGCAGCUCGCGGAGCAGCUCAUUCAGCACUACGAGAGCUUGCUUUAUCGCCACGUGCGCCCGGAACAAGCCCGUGUUCAGGCGGUUGCUCAGCUCAACCUAGUCGGGUAUAUCAAUGAAAUGGGCGAGGUAUUGCCUAACCGUUCGGAAAAAAUUGUUCAACCGGUCAAGAAAUGGUUCCAAGCUCAGGGCAACGGGCAAUGGCUGCUUAUCUACGACAAUUAUGACAAUCUACACUGGUACAGUAUCGGUGAUUUCUUGCCCAAUUCACAGCACGGAGGCAGCGUGUUAAUCACGUCCCGCCGCGACGACUGCUACAGAUUGUGUGGCGCGGAAAACUUCAUAAAUGUAGAACUGAUGGAACCUUCAGACGGCGUUGAGCUGCUUCUUAAGUGCUACGGUGUGGCUGAUAGCUCACGUUCCAGCCCAGAGUAUGAAGGGGCGCCCCUGAUUGUCAAAGAACUGGGAAGGUUGCCGUUGGCAAUUGAUCUUGCCGGUACAUACUUGAGAAAUCGCAGAAGCCCACUCAAAAGCUAUCUCAAGAUGCGGGGUAGGAUGAGAAAAGCACUGAACUUCCAGCCCUCGGUGGGUGAACAGAACUCGUACCAACACACUGUAUACACAACCUGGGAGGUUUCCUUCGACGAGAUCAAAAAGGAGAAUCCAGACUCGGCCGAUUUUCUGCUGCUAUGGGGUUUCUUGUCGAAUGAGAAAAUUCAGGUUGAGAUGCUGCAACGAGGGAUGGGCCUGGAGGAGGACGAAGAAGUCCGAGACAGGAUCGCACCACUAUUGUCGUUUUCUCUCGUUUCAAAGACCGGAACCCGGGGUGAGGAUGCGUUUACGGUCCACCCGCUUGUGCAUGAGUGGGCUCGGAUUCGUCUGCCCGAUCAGAAGCAUCGAUUUUCUGCAGAGGCAUUGUCUCUUGUGGCGUCUUCGGUCUCGCCGUCCGAAAUAUGGACCACUGGCUUUCGAAAGAGUGAGCACUGGGCAUUCGAGCGACAGAUUAUGGCGCAUAUUGAGGCUACGAGUCAGCACGUACGUGAGGCGUGGAACGACAAGACGUUCUAUCAGCACGCUGAAUACUGGAUCAAAUAUGCCCAUGUGUACUUCUACCACGGACGGUAUGGCAAGGCGGAAGAGAUUUAUCUCGGCGUUGUUGGUGCGUACCGGAGCCAUCUUUGUCCUUCCAACCCCGAGCUGCUGAGAGCGAUCAGGGGUCUUGCAACCGUCAACCGUUUUCAAAGCAAGUAUGGUGCUGCCAAAAGCCUUUACGAAGAGGCCAUGGAUGGAUUCACAAAGCAAUUGGGACCAGACGACAUAGAAACACUACAGACGAUCCAGAGUUUGGCUGUGGUAUAUCGCCAUCUCGGUCGUCUGAAAGACUCGAUGGAUCUGUACGAGUGGGCGCUUCACGGGCGCAACCGCGACGACGAGGGCUUCUAUCGGAAGAGUGGGCCAGACCACCACUACACGAUUCACACGGUCUUGGGCCUGGCGAUUGUGCUCCAGCACCGGGGACUAUACGCACAGGCGGUGAAACGCUACAACGAAGUGGUCGACCAUCGGGUGCGUCAACUUGGUCCCGGCCAUCCGGACACCCUUGUUGCCAAACAAAACCUUGCCGACGGAUUGGGCCGGUCAGGCGAGUACGCGAAAGCGAUGCAGCUUUUCCACGAGGUGCUGCACUUGAGGAUCAACCAGCUCGGGUCUCAACAUCCGGAUACUCUGCGUACUAUCGACAGCAUCGGAAUACUGUAUCGUGACCAGAAGGAAUGGGCCAAAGCGCAAGAUGCUUUCAACAAGGCGUAUAAGGGCAGAAAGGAACAAUUGGGUGACCUUCAUCCUGAUACUCUGGCCACGGUUCAGAACAUUGCCAUCAACUACCGGAAGCAAAGCACCAAUUACCCUUACGAUACCGAGCAGUACAGCUCCUAUCUUAGAGAGGCCGAGAUCUACUACAAGAAAGCGCAUGCGGGCCGUAGGCAGAAGCUAGGCGACGAUCAUACCGAUACGAUGAAAAGUUGGGAAGGCCUGGCGCUGGUGUCCGAGGCUCGAGGGGAUUACAAGACAGCACGAGACAUCUACAUUGAUGUGAAGAACGGCUUUAAGAAAAAUCUGGUGCCAGAAAGCGAAGAUGUGAAGAGGGCGCUCGAGGCGCUUAUUCGUCUGUCGGAACAUUUGGAAGACGUCGAGGAUGAAGUCAAGGAGCUAGGUGAGGAGCUCACGCAGGCCAAAAUAUCAAAUCAAGGUGGUGUUCGGAAGUUCAGUACAACCACAUUUGGAGUUUGA